This is a messenger RNA of Protopterus annectens (West African lungfish), 13939 nucleotides long. Its product is annotated as leukotriene B4 receptor 1-like. Gene Ontology annotation, molecular function: complement receptor activity; leukotriene receptor activity. Gene Ontology annotation, cellular component: plasma membrane. Gene Ontology annotation, biological process: inflammatory response; positive regulation of cytosolic calcium ion concentration; complement receptor mediated signaling pathway. The record is from RefSeq and is a predicted model, not a curated record. NCBI's taxonomy places the organism in Eukaryota, Metazoa, Chordata, Ceratodontiformes, Protopteridae. The transcript is spliced from 3 exons. The coding region runs from base 129 to 1271 and encodes 380 amino acids.
ACUCUGGGAAUGUUACUCAAUUCAGAAGAAUCAAAUCUGUCUUACAGCAGUAAAGGGUAAUCCUCUCUGCUCAGAAAUGAAGGAUGGCAGUCAGCACUAAGAGAAUAUUUUCUGUACAUUAUUAAGGAAUGUUAUCAAGGGCCUUCAUGAUUCCUUCUACAUCAAAUUGGACACUUACCACUACAAAGAUGACACCAGUCAUUGAUGUAACGAAUGCUACAGGGACAGAAUCUGCUCAGAAUGAAACGGUGGUUAGUUCACACUUCUCAACAACCAUUGGGAGUACCAUAAUGCUGUUGGCACUAAUUAUCGGGGUACCAGGGAACUGGUUUGUUGUCUGGAGUAUUGUCUGUCAAAUGAGGAAAAGAAAUGUGACUUGUAUUCUCAUACUUAAUCUAGCAAUAGCAGAUGGAACGAUAAUGCUUCUGACACCCUUCUUUAUAGUUUACAUGAUUCAGCACAACUGGAGUUUUGGACGGGCCAUCUGUAAGAUUGUGUACUACCUUUGCUGCAUAAAUAUGUAUGCAAGCAUUUUCCUUAUAAUGUUAAUGAGCGUAGAUCGACUUGUCGCUGUGACAUUGCCCCACCUUUCCCAUACAAUCCGAAAAAAGAAGCUUGUUUGGAAGAUCAUUUGUGUCCUUUGGGCAAUGUCUGUUUUACUGGCAAUACCAGCUGUCAUAUACAGAGAUAUCAUGGAUAUGAACGACCGCAAUAUUUGUCGACCUGUGUAUAAAACAAAUGGUGAAGGGAUAUUUCAUUGUAUUUUUGAGUUUGUUUUGGCAUUUGCAAUCCCAUUUAUUGUUAUCCUGUUCAGUUAUUCAUGCAUCAAACUGAGGCUGCGAACAACCAGGUUCAAGAAGCGUGCACGGACAGAAAGGCUAAUUGUUAUUAUUGUGGCAGCAUUUGUUAUACUCUGGUUACCAUACCAUAUUAUUGGUCUAAUACAGAUAAUUUCCUACCUCUAUCCAAGCAACAAAUGGCUAGAACGUAUCUGGCUUUCAUGCAGGGCACCAGUUACAGCUAUUGCCUUUGUCAGCAGCAGUGUAAACCCAGUGCUGUAUGCCUUUGCAGGAACUGACCUUAUCAAGACAGCAGGCAUGAAAUUUAUGGUCAAGCUGUUAGAGGGUAACUCAGACAUCAGUCGUAAACUGAGAUCUGCCAAAGAUGGCCUCCGAGAAGGCAACAAAGAUGGCAGCAAAGAAGUUAGCAAAGCAGAAUCUAUGGAAAUACGCAACCCAAGUGAACUGCAGACCUCUGCCAGUGUACGAUGAUUACUCUCAGUAAACCAUGUAGAAAGGUUUUUGGAGAUUCUGUGAUUUUUGUUAGCAAAUCCUUUCAAAUGUAGUCACUUUGGGUAAUUUCUUAUUGUACUGCACAAAGCAUGAGAUGUUCCAACAAGGUUAAAAAUAUAGAAUGGCUGGUCCUCUCUCUGGUCCUUAAUCAAACAGACGAGUGUUGACCUGCGAUACAUUUAUUAUACUGAAUACAUCAUCGAAUGGUACUGAGUGCUUGUUCUUAACAGAGUAAAUGGGGACCACAAUACCUUAACCAUUCAUUUCUGGUAGAGUUUAUGUCAGUAGUACAGAUAUCGUGAAGUGUUAAAUUCAUGACUAAACAAGCAAAAUUAUGAGAAGGACUGCAAAAAGCAUCAGCUGCUGCUGGUAUUUAGAGCCGUUGGAUCCAUACAGAAGACUGAGAAAAACUGGUGUUUCUGUUGAAUGCUUCACACUAUUUCAUUUUGGAUCAGGGAACAAAAUGAGUCUGCUGUUAAACAUGACAUUUUGUGAUACACUGUAUGAUUAAGAAUUAAAGUACACAGGACACCUGCUCACUUACUUAGUAGAUCCUCAAGAUUAAUGAUCAAACCCUUCUCCAUAUUAAAGAACAUAACUUACUUAUAUACACUGUAGAAGAAAGGACGGAGGUAUGGUAGGGCAAACCAUUUUAAAGAACAUAACUUACUUAUAUACACUGUAGAGGAAAGGACGGAGGUAUGGUAGGGCAACCCAUUUUAAAGAACAUAACUUACUUAUAUACACUGUAGAGGAAAGGACGGAGGUAUGAUAGGGCAACCCAUUUUAAAGAACAUAACUUACUUAUAUACACUGUAGAAGAAAGGACGGAGGUAUGGUAGGCCAAACCAUUUUAAAGAACAUAACUUAUUUAUAUACACUGUAGAGGAAAGGACGGAGGUAUGGUAGGGCAACCCAUUUUAAAGAACAUAACUUACUUAUAUACACUGUAGAGGAAAGGACGGAGGUAUGGUAGGGCAAACCAUUUUAAAGAACAUAACUUACUUAUAUACACUGUAGAAGAAAGGCCGGAGGUAUGGUAGGGCAAACCAUUUUAAAGAACAUAACUUACUUAUAUACACUGUAGAGGAAAGGACGGAGGUAUGAUAGGGCAACCCAUUUUAAAGAACAUAACUUACUUAUAUACACUGUAGAAGAAAGGAUGGAGGUAUGGUAGGGCAACCCAUUUUAAAGAACAUAACUUACUUAUAUACACUGUAGAAGAAAGGAUGGAGGUAUGGUAGGGCUAACCAUUUUAAAGAACAUAACUUACUUAUAUACACUGUAGAGGAAAGGACGGAGGUAUGGUAGGGCAACCCAUUUUAAAGAACAUAACUUACUUAUAUACACUGUAGAAGAAAGGACGGAGGUAUGGUAGGGCAAACCAUUUUAAAGAAUAUAACUUACUUAUAUACACUGUAGAGGAAAGGACGGAGGUAUGGUAGGGCAACCCAUUUUAAAGAACAUAACUUACUUAUAUACACUGUAGAGGAAAGGACGGAGGUAUGAUAGGGCAACCCAUUUUAAAGAACAUAACUUAUUUAUAUACACUGUAGAGGAAAGGACGGAGGUAUGGUAGGGCAACCCAUUUUAAAGAACAUAACUUACUUAUAUACACUGUAGAGGAAAGGAUGGAGGUAUGGUAGGCCAAACCAUUUUAAAGAACAUAACUUACUUAUACACUGUAGAAGAAAGGACGGAGGUAUGGUAGGGCAACCCAUUUUAAAGAACAUAACUUACUUAUAUACACUGUAGAGGAAAGGACGGAGGUAUGGUAGGGCAACCCAUUUUAAAGAACAUAACUUACUUAUAUACACUGUAGAGGAAAGGACGGAGGUAUGAUAGGGCAAACCAUUUUAAAGAACAUAACUUACUUAUAUACACUGUAGAAGAAAGGACGGAGGUAUGGUAGGGCAACCCAUUUUAAAGAACAUAACUUACUUAUAUACACUGUAGAAGAAAGGAUGGAGGUAUGGUAGGGCAACCCAUUUUAAAGAACAUAACUUACUUAUAUACACUGUAGAGGAAAGGACGGAGGUAUGAUAGGGCAACCCAUUUUAAAGAACAUAACUUAUUUAUAUACACUGUAGAAGAAAGGACAGAGGUAUGAUAGGGCAACCCAUUUUAAAGAACAUAACUUAUUUAUAUACACUGUAGAAGAAAGGACGGAGGUAUGAUAGGGCAACCCAUUUUAAAGAACAUAACUUACUUAUAUACACUGUAGAGGAAAGGAUGGAGGUAUGGUAGGGCAAACCAGUUUAAAGAACAUAACUUACUUAUAUACACUGUAGAAGAAAGGACGGAGGUAUGGUAGGGCAACCCAUUUUAAAGAACAUAACUUACUUAUAUACACUGUAGAGGAAAGGACGGAGGUAUGAUAGGGCAAACCAUUUUAAAGAACAUAACUUACUUAUAUACACUGUAGAGGAAAGGACGGAGGUAUGGUAGGGCAACCCAUUUUAAAGAACAUAACUUACUUAUAUACACUGUAGAAGAAAGGAUGGAGGUAUGGUAGGGCAACCCAUUUUAAAGAACAUAACUUACUUAUAUACACUGUAGAGGAAAGGACGGAGGUAUGAUAGGGCAACCCAUUUUAAAGAACAUAACUUAUUUAUAUAUACUGUAGAAGAAAGGACGGAGGUAUGAUAGGGCAACCCAUUUUAAAGAACAUAACUUAUUUAUAUACACUGUAGAAGAAAGGACGGAGGUAUGAUAGGGCAACCCAUUUUAAAGAACAUAACUUACUUAUAUACACUGUAGAGGAAAGGACGGAGGUAUGGUAGGGCAAACCAUUUUAAAGAACAUAACUUACUUAUAUACACUGUAGAGGAAAGGACGGAGGUAUGGUAGGGCAACCCAUUUUAAAGAACAUAACUUACUUAUAUACACUGUAGAGGAAAGGACGGAGGUAUGAUAGGGCAACCCAUUUUAAAGAACAUAACUUACUUAUAUACACUGUAGAAGAAAGGACGGAGGUAUGGUAGGCCAAACCAUUUUAAAGAACAUAACUUACUUAUACACUGUAGAAGAAAGGACGGAGGUAUGGUAGGGCAACCCUUUUUAAAGAACAUAACUUACUUAUAUACACUGUAGAAGAAACGAGGUAUGGUAGGGCAACCCAUUUUAAAGAACAUAACUUACUUAUAUACACUGUAGAGGAAAGGACGGAGGUAUGAUAGGGCAACCCAUUUUAAAGAACAUAACUUACUUAUAUACACUGUAGAAGAAAGGACGGAGGUAUGGUAGGGCAAACCAUUUUAAAGAACAUAACUUACUUAUAUACACUGUAGAAGAAAGGACGGAGGUAUGGUAGGGCAAACCAUUUUAAAGAACAUAACUUACUUAUAUACACUGUAGAGGAAAGGACGGAGGUAUGGUAGGGCAACCCAUUUUAAAGAACAUAACUUACUUAUAUACACUGUAGAAGAAAGGACGGAGGUAUGAUAGGGCAAACCAUUUUAAAGAACAUAACUUACUUAUAUACACUGUAGAAGAAAGGACGGAGGUAUGGUAGGGCAACCCAUUUUAAAGAACAUAACUUACUUAUAUACACUGUAGAAGAAAGGAUGGAGGUAUGGUAGGGCAAACCAUUUUAAAGAACAUAACUUACUUAUAUACACUGUAGAGGAAAGGACGGAGGUAUGAUAGGGCAACCCAUUUUAAAGAACAUAACUUACUUAUAUACACUGUAGAGGAAAGGACGGAGGUAUGGUAGGGCAACCCAUUUUAAAGAACAUAACUUACUUAUAUACACUGUAGAAGAAAGGACGGAGGUAUGGUAGGGCAACCCAUUUUAAAGAAAAUAACUUACUUAUAUACACUGUAGAAGAAAGGACGGAGGUAUGGUAGGGCAACCCAUUUUAAAGAACAUAACUUACUUAUAUACACUGUAGAGGAAAGGACGGAGGUAUGGUAGGGCAAACCAUUUUAAAGAACAUAACUUACUUAUAUACACUGUAGAGGAAAGGAUGGAGGUAUGGCAGGGCAACCCAUUUUAAAGAACAUAACUUACUUAUAUACACUGUAGAGGAAAGGACGGAGGUAUGGUAGGGCAAACCAUUUUAAAGAACAUAACUUACUUAUAUACACUGUAGAAGAAAGGAUGGAGGUAUGGUAGGGCAACCCAUUUUAAAGAACAUAACUUACUUAUAUACACUGUAGAGGAAAGGACGGAGGUAUGGUAGGGCAACCCAUUUUAAAGAACAUAACUUACUUAUAUACACUGUAGAAGAAAGGAUGGAGGUAUGGUAGGGCAAACCAUUUUAAAGAACAUAACUUACUUAUAUACACUGUAGAGGAAAGGACGGAGGUAUGAUAGGGCAACCCAUUUUAAAGAACAUAACUUACUUAUAUACACUGUAGAAGAAAGGACGGAGGUAUGGUAGGGCAAACCAUUUUAAAGAACAUAACUUACUUAUAUACACUGUAGAGGAAAGGACGGAGGUAUGGUAGGCCAAACCAUUUUAAAGAACAUAACUUAUUUAUAUACACUGUAGAGGAAAGGACGGAGGUAUGGUAGGGCAACCCAUUUUAAAGAACAUAACUUACUUAUAUACACUGUAGAGGAAAGGACGGAGGUAUGGUAGGGCAAACCAUUUUAAAGAACAUAACUUACUUAUAUACACUGUAGAGGAAAGGACGGAGGUAUGGUAGGGCAACCCAUUUUAAAGAACAUAACUUACUUAUAUACACUGUAGAGGAAAGGACGGAGGUAUGAUAGGGCAACCCAUUUUAAAGAACAUAACUUACUUAUAUACACUGUAGAAGAAAGGACUGAGGUAAGGUAGGCCAAACCAUUUUAAAGGACAUAACUUAUUUAUAUACACUGUAGAGGAAAGGACGGAGGUAUGGUAGGGCAACCCAUUUUAAAGAACAUAACUUACUUAUAUACACUGUAGAAGAAAGGACGGAGGUAUGGUAGGGCAAACCAUUUUAAAGAAUAUAACUUACUUAUAUACACUGUAGAGGAAAGGACGGAGGUAUGGUAGGGCAACCCAUUUUAAAGAACAUAACUUACUUAUAUACACUGUAGAGGAAAGGACGGAGGUAUGAUAGGGCAACCCAUUUUAAAGAACAUAACUUACUUAUAUACACUGUAGAGGAAAGGACGGAGGUAUGAUAGGGCAACCCAUUUUAAAGAACAUAACUUACUUAUAUACACUGUAGAAGAAAGGACGGAGGUAUGGUAGGGCAACCCAUUUUAAAGAACAUAACUUACUUAUAUGCACUGUAGAAGAAAGGACGGAGGUAUGGUAGGGCAAACCAUUUUAAAGAACAUAACUUACUUAUAUACACUGUAGAGGAAAGGACGGAGGUAUGGUAGGGCAACCCAUUUUAAAGAACAUAACUUACUUAUAUACACUGUAGAGGAAAGGACGGAGGUAUGAUAGGGCAACCCAUUUUAAAGAACAUAACUUACUUAUAUACACUGUAGAGGAAAGGAUGGAGGUAUGGUAGGCCAAACCAUUUUAAAGAACAUAACUUACUUAUACACUGUAGAAGAAAGGAUGGAGGUAUGGAAGGGCAACCCAUUUUAAAGAACAUAACUUACUUAUAUGCACUGUAGAGGAAAGGACGGAGGUAUGGUAGGGCAACCCAUUUUAAAGAACAUAACUUACUUAUAUACACUGUAGAAGAAAGGACGGAGGUAUGGUAGGGCAACCCAUUUUAAAGAACAUAACUUACUUAUAUACACUGUAGAAGAAAGGACGGAGGUAUGGUAGGGCAACCCAUUUUAAAGAACAUAACUUACUUAUAUACACUGUAGAAGAAAGGACGGAGGUAUGGUAGGCCAAACCAUUUUAAAGAACAUAACUUACUUAUACACUGUAGAAGAAAGGACGGAGGUAUGGUAGGGCAACCCUUUUUAAAGAACAUAACUUACUUAUAUACACUGUAGAAAAAACGAGGUAUGGUAGGGCAACCCAUUUUAAAGAACAUAACUUACUUAUAUGCACUGUAGAGGAAAGGACGGAGGUAUGGUAGGGCAAACCAUUUUAAAGAACAUAACUUACUUAUAUACACUGUAGAGGAAAGGACGGAGGUAUGGUAGGGCAAACCAUUUUAAAGAACAUAACUUACUUAUAUACACUGUAGAAGAAAGGACGGAGGUAUGGUAGGGCAAACCAUUUUAAAGAACAUAACUUACUUAUAUACACUGUAGAAGAAAGGACGGAGGUAUGGUAGGGCAACCCAUUUUAAAGAACAUAACUUACUUAUAUACACUGUAGAAGAAAGGACGGAGGUAUGGUAGGGCAAACCAUUUUAAAGAACAUAACUUACUUAUAUACACUGUAGAGGAAAGGACGGAGGUAUGGUAGGGCAAACCAUUUUAAAGGACAUAACUUACUUAUAUACACUGUAGAAGAAAGGACGGAGGUAUGGUAGGGCAAACCAUUUUAAAGAACAUAACUUACUUAUAUACACUGUAGAGGAAAGGACGGAGGUAUGAUAGGGCAACCCAUUUUAAAGAACAUAACUUACUUAUAUACACUGUAGAGGAAAGGACGGAGGUAUGGUCGGGCAACCCAUUUUAAAGAACAUAACUUACUUAUAUACACUGUAGAGGAAAGGACGGAGGUAUGAUAGGGCAACCCUUUUUAAAGAACAUAACUUACUUAUAUACACUGUAGAAGAAAGGACGGAGGUAUGGUAGGGCAACCCAUUUUAAAGAACAUAACUUACUUAUAUACACUGUAGAGGAAAGGACGGAGGUAUGAUAGGGCAACCCAUUUUAAAGAACAUAACUUACUUAUAUACACUGUAGAAGAAAGGACGGAGGUAUGGUAGGGCAAACCAUUUUAAAGAACAUAACUUACUUAUAUACACUGUAGAAGAAAGGACGGAGGUAUGGUAGGGCAAACCAUUUUAAAGAACAUAACUUAUUUAUAUACACUGUAGAGGAAAGGAUGGAGGCAUGGUAGGGCAAACCAUUUUAAAGAACAUAACUUACUUAUAUACACUGUAGAAGAAAGGACGGAGGUAUGGUUGGGCAAACCAUUUUAAAGAACAUAACUUACUUAUAUACACUGUAGAAGAAAGGACGGAGGUAUGGUAGGGCAACCCAUUUUAAAGAACAUAACUUACUUAUAUACACUGUAGAGGAAAGGACAGAGGUAUGGUAGGGCAACCCAUUUUAAAGAACAUAACUUACUUAUAUACACUGUAGAAGAAAGGACGGAGGUAUGGUAGGGCAAACCAUUUUAAAGAACAUAACUUACUUAUAUGCACUGUAGAAGAAAGGACGGAGGUAUGGUAGGGCAAACCAUUUUAAAGAACAUAACUUAUUUAUAUGCACUGUAGAGGAAAGGACGGAGGUAUGGUAGGGCAAACCGUUUUAAAGAACAUAACUUAUUUAUAUACACUGUAGAAGAAAGGACGGAGGUAUGAUAGGGCAAACCAUUUUAAAGAACAUAACUUACUUAUAUACACUGUAGAAGAAAGGACGGAGGUAUGGUAGGGCAAACCAUUUUAAAGAACAUAACUUACUUAUAUACACUGUAGAAGAAAGGACGGAGGUAUGGUAGGGCAAACCAUUUUAAAGAACAUAACUUACUUAUAUACACUGUAGAGGAAAGGACGGAGGUAUGGUAGGGCAAACCAUUUUAAAGAACAUAACUUACUUAUAUACACUGUAGAAGAAAGGACGGAGGUAUGGUAGGGCAACCCAUUUUAAAGAACAUAACUUACUUAUAUACACUGUAGAGGAAAGGACGGAGGUAUGGUAGGGCAACCCAUUUUAAAGAACAUAACUUAUUUAUAUACACUGUAGAGGAAAGGACGGAGGUAUGGUAGGGCAACCCAUUUUAAAGAACAUAACUUACUUAUAUACACUGUAGAAGAAAGGACGGAGGUAUGGUAGGGCAAACCAUUUUAAAGAACAUAACUUACUUAUAUACACUGUAGAGGAAAGGACGGAGGUAUGGUAGGGCAACCCAUUUGAAAGAACAUAACUUACUUAUAUACACUGUAGAGGAAAGGACGGAGGUAUGGUAGGGCAAACUGAAUGAGUAAACAAAGUAUGGCAAUACAUCAAGGAUGGGUCAAGGGUGCAAUACUCAAAGAGGUGGACAAGGAUUUAAGGUACAGACAAAAAAGAUUAAAAGUGAAGGAGGUUAAUGUGGCUGUAGAGGAGAAUGAUGUUAAAAAUUAAGGCGAAAGACAGAACAAGCACAAGGAAAGAAGGUGGUGGGGUGGAACAGGUACGCUACAAGGAAAUGCAACAAAGAAGGUGAGGACAGGUGAAAGUGAAAUGGUAAAAAGGAUCAAGAGGGGAACAAGAAACUUCUUUAGAUUUACAGUAAAAAGAUGAAGAGAGGGACAGGCUUUCAUAGGCUAAGUAAAGACAGGAAGGAGGUAAUGGAAAAAGUGUGAAGUAGCAGAGGUCACGAGUGAAUAAUGAAUGAAUACUUUUACUGUAGUCUUUAUAAAUGAAUCCAAAGGGAGGGUGCUCUGCUUGGAAGGAGAUGGGGCAGAUGAGGGAGAGCAUUGGACAGACUGACAGACGGAAAGGACAUUGACAGAAGAAUGGUUUCUCUUAAGGUAAAAAAGUAUAGGGACUAGAGGAGAACCCACCCAGAGUCUUAAGAAAUCUAGCUAGUGUUCUAGCAUAUUCUCUGACUUAAGGUUUUCAGAAGAUUGCUGGUUACUGAUAAAGGGUAGAAGGCAAGAACUAGAUUUCUUUUGCACAAGGGAUGGGAUCAGGAAAAAAUCAGGGAAUAACAGAACGGUUUAGGUUAACAGCAGUAGCAGGAAAAUUUAUGGAAACAAUUCCUGAUGGAAAGGUUGGUUGUUCUCCUAGAGUAAAGCAAUAUUCUGGCCAACAUGGUUUAAUUGCCAGAAAAACCUGUAAGACAAACAUAAUGCAGUUUUAUAAUUGCAUCGCAGGAUAACCUGACAAGAGAGCACUGGUCUGUCUUGAUGUCAGAGAGGCCUUUGAGUUGUUCCCACAAUGGUGGAAAAUCAGAAUGUCAGGGAUUGGAUUAACCAAGAGGAGGGUAGGAAUAGGAUCAGGAUUAACAAGGAGGAGGCUAAGGCUAGGAUUUACAAGGAGCUGGCUAGGGAUAGGAUUAACAAGGAGUGUGCUAGGGAUAGGAUUAAUAAGGAGGAGGCUAGGGAUAGGAUUAACAAGGAGCUGGCUAGGGAUAGGAGCAGGAUUAAUAAGGAGGUCGAUAGGGAUAGGACUAACAAGAAGGCUGCUGUGAAAAAUGGAGGUUUGGGGUAGGAUCAAGACUACUAUCUGGACGGCUGUAUAUUUAAAGGAUAAGAUAGGGGUGCAGUGAGACAAACAAUAUUGGGAAUAAGGAACAGGACAGCUUGAGAACAGAUGUUGCUGGUCCUGGUUUCAGUUCUCAAUAACAGCUUUGUUUCAUGCAUAUCUUUGGAAACAGAGAGCAAGAAUAGCCACUUCCCUGCUGGCACAAACUAUGAAGGAUAGUGGACAGUCCUUGGAAGGAUUUGGAAAAAUUAAGUAAGUGGAAUUAAAGGUGGCAGUGGAGAGUUAAUGCACAGAAUGGAUUGGUACAAUGGUUAACGUGUUUACCUUACAGACACAAUGUGCAGGGUUUGAUUCUCAAAUGGAAUAAUCAGUCUAACUUAAAAUGGUCUACAAAGGCAGUUAGCCUACAUUACCAACUUAAGAAAUAGAAAGUACUGCAUGUGGGCCACAAUGACACUAGAAUGAAUUUUCACCUGGGGAGUGGAAAUGAUAGCAACAAUAUCAGGAAAAGAAUUUGAAAGUGUCCACCGGGAGCAGAGCAAGAGGGCAGUGGCAGCUGCUAACACAAUCUUGGAUGUUUCCUCUGGUGUCCGAAUACCAGAAACAAUAGCUGAGACAGGUGUUAUGGGGCAUGAUUGGUAGUUGCCAAUAGGGAUGAGUUCAGUACUGGCCUGAAUUUAGGACGUGACAUCAUAAAUGAAUGGUAACACUGAAUUAACGUUAGGAGCUUGGCCAGACAUGUGACAUCAUAAAUGAAAGGUAACACACUGAAUUAAUGUUAGGCGCUUGCCCAGACAUGUGACAUCAUAAAUGAAUGGUAACACUGAAUUAACGUUAGAAGCUUGGCCAGACAUGUGACAUCAUAAAUGAAAGGUAACACACUGAAUUAAUGUUAGGCGCUUGCCCAGACAUGUGACAUCAUAAAUCAAUGGUAACACUGAAUUAACGUUAGGAGCUUGCCCAGACAUGUGACAUCAUAAAUGAAAGGUAACACACUGAAUUAAUGUUAGGCACUUGCCCAGACAUGUGACAUCAUAAAUGAAAGGUAACACACUGAAUUAAUGUUAGGUGCUUGCCCAGACAUGUGACAUCAUAAAUGAAUGGUAACACUGAAUUAACGUUAGGAGUUUGGCUAGACAUGUGAUAUUAUAAAUGAAUGGUAACACUGAAUUAAUGUUAGCAGCUUGGCCAGACAUGAUAUAAAUAAAUGGUAACACUGAAUUAAUGUUAGGAACUUGGCCAGAUGCACAUAAAUUCCGAAAAGUACAUAAAUUCAGAAAGACUUUUUUUGUCUUAACGUUUGGGUUUGGGGGCACCAGUCUGGAAAAGUGCCUGAUAAACUAGCUUUGGCUCUGGGUAAUAGUUCUGCUAUACCAUUCCCCAGUCAGGUCAUACUCUGAGUACUGAGAACAGUUUAGGAGACCAUUCAGUGAGCAGGUCAGGCUGGUGGAAGGAGUCCAGAGGAUAGUCUCCAGAAGGCAUGGCAUGGAGGAGGAAGAGAGAUAAGCACAGAUUAAUAGAGCUAAAAAGUUUGUCACCUGAGAUAGGAAGUGAUAAGGAUAGAGGGGUCUAUAUCAUAUGAGUGAAUUGCACAAAUUGCGACUGCUCAUAAUAUUGCAUGUACCAGACCUCCAACUUCCGAUUGUGGGGGGCUGUGACCCCCCCCUACCCCCCUGCUAAAUAUAUAUUCCAACUCUGAGAUCACACUACAGUGAGGAAAGGGCAAAUAUCCAAUUCUUCACUGUACCGCAAUCUCAGAAAAAGCACUUUGAGGUCCGGUACGUAAAAUAUUAUGAGCGUUCGCAAUUUGUGCGAUUCGCUCAUAUGAUAUAGACCCAGGUUAGACAAUGCGGGGACACACAUUCAUGUUAGGGAAAAGGACAGAGAGGGAUGAAGACACACAGGCAGCAGGUUGUGGGGGACAAUUACUCCUUGGGUUUGUAAAGGUACUUUUUCAAAGAGAUCAUUUCUGCUUCAUGAAAUAUACCACCAGUAUGAGUGAUGGAGGGGGAGUUCUUGAAGAUAUUCAUGGGGAUGUGAGAGAGUUAAACAGAUGAAAGAUAACAAAGGAUUUGAGGUUGAAUAUUUACCAUACUUAAAGGACACACUAUAUUAGACUAACUACCUUUUUCUUGUUUGGCAACUCAAAUGUAAUGUAAUGAUAGAAACACUUCAGUGUUUCAAAUGAAGUUGAGGAAAUCACCAUCUGUUAGUUGACAGACUACGUAAGAAAAAUAAAUUGGAGUUGAAAGAGGGAGGGUCACUGGUGAUGUUCUUUCACAGAGAAGGGGGGUUGCUGCUGAUGGGGCAGGGAAAGCAAGAUACAAACAUUCAUGUGACUUUCUGGCAGUUUCUCUGUUCUGAACCCCAAGUAACAACAUGGUUUCUGGUACCAGAUUUGUGUAUGUCCUUGAAGUAAAAUAUGUUUACUGCCAGAGAUAACCAGUCCACAUAAAUGUAAACUUGGAGCUUUCAGGUAUGUGUCAUGGUAAUGAUGACCACGGGGAGCCACACAUCGCCACAACAGAAUCAAGCCAGGCAUAAACAGCAGUUAGCUACAAUGUGAUGAUGGGGUGUCAUGGAGGGACAGAGGUUAGCAGUGCUAUGGAGGACUGAGGAAAAGAUGGGGGGGGGGGGAUCUGAUACUUGUUGCAAAUACCAGCCAUUUAGACACUCUCAGUCUGUGAUAUGUGAAUGAUUAAACACAGUUUUCAAUUUCCUGAUUUGGGGUUGCCAAGUAUAAUAAACAAAGCUAGUUUAAUGGUAACUAGUUAACACCUUAUGAAAUUGUCAUUUUAAUGUGUAUUCAUCAAUGAAAUGGGAUCUUGUACUGGAUACAGACCUGUGGGUGUUUUUUCCCUUAACAGUAUUCAUGCCUUGAAUUCUUAAAUUUAACUUCAUACAUUUAUAUUUAUCAUUUUAUACAAGGCACUCAUAGUGCUUAAAACACCAGAUGAGAUAGCUAAACAUGCAUAGCAUAUUCCUAUAUUUUCCUGCAAAAGUAAAGUUCUAAGAGUUAAUUCAGCAGCUUAUAUCAUACAAGUUAAACAGCCAGGCAAAGAUGUUUCCGAUUUUGUUACUAAAAAUGUAUUAAAUAUAUGUUUGUUUAUUACGUAAUGUAACACUUGUUUAAAGGUAUUCCUCAGGACAUCUUGUACACUCGCAGAACCCACCAUGUAUACUGAAGUAAAAAUGCAGUUUACUUUAUAUAAAGUUUUAAAAGUUGGCUCUGAUAGACAUAAAUAGAUAAUUUUAAUUGUACACUUAAGCUGUUCAGUUCUUUUCUCUCUGUUAAGAAUCAGAAUAUGUUUUUCUUUAAUGCAUUUGUGUUUAUGAUGCAACUAAGUCAUAAAAAAAUAUGAACGAUUUAACAUCAGUGCAUAACCAUUUAUUUUUGUUAGGUUUGCAAUAUUCCUGCAGUAAUUGCAUU